Molecule: messenger RNA, 1565 nt
Organism: Puccinia graminis f. sp. tritici CRL 75-36-700-3
Lineage: Eukaryota; Fungi; Basidiomycota; Pucciniomycetes; Pucciniales; Pucciniaceae
Exons: 3
Coding region: 32-1309 (425 amino acids)
Molecular function (GO): RNA binding; zinc ion binding
Source: RefSeq, a predicted model, not a curated record
AAGCCAAACCCCACCCCACUGCUCAAACGCCAUGGCCAUCCCACCACUACCAAAACCAUCAGCAGCAGCAGCAGCAGGCUCGUCUAAUAAUAGUCUCCCGAUCAGCACGACCAUCGUACUCAGGCCAGAUCUAAGACAUGUCGAACUGGAGAUCGAGAAACAUCUCAAGGAGGAACUCGGCCUCAAACUGGAUACCGACCAACAACUCUGUCCACAGCAUCUCCUCCAUCUCUCCUCGAUCAACCAGCCAUCCUCAGGCGAGAACCAGCAGCCACCCUGCCAACUAGGAAACCAAUGUCCAUUCCGCCAUGCCACCCCUUCCAGCCUCAACUUCACCACCCCUCCUGUCGGCUCAGCCGCGAACCGGAACCACCACCAUCACCACCACUCCUCCCACUCUAAGACGGUCUGCAAACAUUGGUUACGUGGUCUAUGCAAAAAGGGGAACUCAUGUGAAUUCCUGCACGAGUACAACCUCCGGACUAUGCCUGAAUGUUGGUUCUUUGGCAAAUAUGGAUUCUGCAGUAAUGGUGAUGAAUGUAUGUAUCUACAUGUCGAUGAACGGAUGAGAGUGCUCGAAUGUAUGGACUUCCGUAGAGGGUUCUGUCCCAAAGGGCCCGACUGUCCACAAAAACACAUCAGAAGACCGAUCUGCCGAUUAUACAUGGCUGGGUUCUGUCCCUACGAAAAGACCUGCCACAUCGGGGGGCACCCGAAGUUUGAGGUGGACCCAACUCCCCGGGGGAACCCGUACAUCAACUCCUUCAACCCAUUCGAUCGUCCACGGGGAGACCCCGAUCGGCCGAUGCUCAACAACUACAGCGGGCAAUCGAACCCGAAACCCCCGAUGGGAAUCCACAAACACCACCAACAGCAACAACAGCAGCAGCAGCAGCAGAUCCAGAAUCAACACCACCAUCCUCAACAACCACAGUUCCUACCACAGCAUCCUAAUCAACAGGCUAACCCUGCCUUGAACCCCCACCUGAUCCAACACCAAAUCAACCUCAAAGCCAAUAGUAUCCUCAAUCACCCAAUCAACCCACUCCUCAACCCCUCCUCCAACCCUCCAACUAAUCCCAAUCACCAUCCUCACGAAGUCCUUCCGAAUGACGAGCAUUGGGUCCAGACUGAUUCGGGGCCACGGAAGAAGAGGAACUUGGAUGAAGUCACUUGUUUCAAAUGCGGCCAAAGAGGCCACUACGCAAACACCUGUCCUAAUCCCAUGGUCCCUGGUAAUAGAGGCGGAGUGGUCAGAGGACCCGGUGGUCGUCUUCUAGGCGAUGACGAUCUUUUACCUGUGCUAUAGACUUUUCUUUCAUUAAUUCGGUUAAUUAAUGUUCAAAUAGAACACACUAUUUAUACUUUUCUUUCAUGGUGAAUUAGCCUGUAUUUUUUUUUGUUAAGAAAAUGGGGAUCAUCGUCUUUUGUUUGUCUCAACACAAGUUUGAGCAGUCCACUUUUCCAUGCUUCUGGUUUGAUCUUUCCCCAGAAGAAAGUGUUCAUUCACAGUGGUUGAGAUAUCUCUCAGUAGACGUAUCUGUUUGCCAUAUUUUGAAGGGGUA